Molecule: messenger RNA, 3830 nt
Organism: Aedes albopictus (Asian tiger mosquito)
Lineage: Eukaryota; Metazoa; Arthropoda; Insecta; Diptera; Culicidae
Exons: 3
Coding region: 146-1447 (433 amino acids)
Source: RefSeq, a predicted model, not a curated record
GCCGAAUCAUUUUCAUGUGACCAUUUUGUGGUGUGAACAGGCACGUUUCGUACUGCAAUCGUCCGUUUUUUGUUAGCAAUUUUUCGAGGCAAAACAGUGAAAAUUAUUAUUAAAUUUAAAGAAAAGUGCUUAUAAACUAUCAAUAAUGAGUUCUAAACUAUCGCAAGCGAUCAACUGUUCGCUGGAAGAUUACAUCGCCGAGAAGGGAAUUGUCUCGAGCUUGCGAUCGAAAUCCGUCCAGGCAUCCGAGGCAAACUACUUCAAGCGGCCGAUGCGAUCGGAAAUGGACGAAGAGGAAUGUGACGAUCUCAUCUACGAGGAUCGUAAGGGUAUGGAGGUGGAAGAGAUCGAUGACGAUAUGCCCCCAUUGGUACGUGCCGGCGACCGUUCGAAUUCCGCCGAAACGUCGAUCAAGACGGAAGUUGACGAAAGCGGAGAGACGCGGCCGACCAACGUUUCGAUUCAGUUGGACAAUGAUCGCGAGUGUCGCACAUUCGUAACGGAGGAAAGAAAACGCGGAAUCAAGCACAUGCCGUCGCAGCAGUGGCGUUUGCGUCGCGAGAAUCAGGUGUGGAAGAAACCGGCCGGCGUUCCGCCACUGACUUCGAUCAAGGCCGUGUUCGACAGGAAUACGGAUCAGCUGAUUGCUUCGCUUGGCGAGAGCGCAAAGUUUCACAACGACGAUGCCAGGGAUCGUAUCAACCAGCGGUUGCACCAGAAUAACGGCCGUCAGAGGAACAACGGCAAUCGGAAUGGGAACCAGAAUUUCCAUCAAAACCGGAACCAAGGCCAUCAGAAUCGAAAUUUUCGGAACAACAACAACCGUAAUCAAUACGGCAAGAACCCGAACAUGGUUCCCAGUUUCAACCCGAGCACCGAUCGUAUGGAGCAGCGCAGCAGCACUCCAGCGGAUAGGAACCAGAUCCGAGAUUUGCGUUCGUAUAUCACGCCGCCGUCGUCGCUGCAAUCGCAAGCCGCCGUUGGUUCUCUGGUUCCGGGUGGUGGCGUCUGGAACAACCAGCCGAGUCAGCUGGGCCAGCCGCAGUUGGUAACAUUUGCCGACAUGCUAAACCAAAUUGGCCGAGCAGCGGACAAUCAGAACCGGGAAAUGUUUGCCAAUGUGAUUCGAAACGUGAUGCGGAACCAGCAACAGCCAACUCCGGGAAAUUCGAUGGUCCCAGUGAUGACACCCGAUGCGGUCUCCAUGAUGAAUCCCACCGAGUUGAUGCCGUUUGCCGCCCAAACGCUGCUGAAUCACAUCAGCACGGUUCAGCAGAACUUUGGUCCCAAAUAUGACAUGAAGGUGCAGAAGGAAAUCCACGCGUUGCAGGGAAAAUCGCUGCUCUAUCGAGCGAAUGGAGUGGUCAGUAUGGAUGGACCCGGCGUCGGGAACGACCGGGUUAAGCCGACUACCACAGAUCUGAGCAUGAACAUGCGUUUCAGUUAGAAUGUUUAUUCGACAAGGGGGUACUUUUCUCAGCAGAUCUGUGCAUUAUGAUUUGCCUAAAUUUGACGUUCGGACGAGCGAUUGAUGAAAAUAUGUUUUUUAUAUCAUCAUUUAUAUAACUGCAAAAUUGUUGAUUUUAGGUCAAGAGAUCUAUUCCCACAUAAACAUUGGUACCUUUUUUCGCGUGAAAUAUUAGAACGGAAGUUUUCAUUUACGAUCAAUCGUAUGGCUUGAAACUAGAUAAUUUGUAGACCACGGUUCAUUAAAUAACUCUACUUCAUAUAUAAAGUUCCGCUGUUUUGUUAGACCAAAUAAAUCUUAGCGAGUUCUUCCAAUAAAAAUGCUAAGGAAGAAAGUCCUACAUUUGUUUCUAAAGAAAUUCUUCAGUUCCGUUUCCUAGACCCUGAUAAUCAGCAAAUGUGAACAAAUGGUUAACUUUUUCGGGCCCAUCUUGAUGGGGUCAGCUGGAAUACCAUCUUCAAGCGACUUAUUGUUCUUGAGCUAUCAAAUGGCAUCCUUAACUUCACUUAUUCGACGUACUAAAGUUAUCAUUUACUUUCGAUGCUUUCUUUGAUCCUCAGUGCCUGCGUUCUCUGUUUGUUGAAGUGCUGCUUCCACCUUUUGAUCGGCUCACGUCUGUCCGUCUUUUGCAGAGGCGUCUCACAGUGGUCCAGAUUUGAAAAUACGUGGCAAAAAUUGCCAAAUCAUAGUACAGUAGACGUUCGAUCGGUACAAACGGUUUAACUGCAAUGCUUUUUAACUACAAGUCCGGUAAGUGCAACAAAUUUGCAGUUAUCGCACCGCCAAACGUCAAAAUCGUGCGCCAUGUUAGCCCAAAUGAACAGUCGGAUCACGUUCACGGUUAUUUAUUGUCGUUUGACAACUUGUUGACAUCUGUCAGUCGUUGCAGUUACCCAAUUUCGUUCGCUAAGUGAAACGUAAACAUGUUGCAGUUAUCGAACGUCUACUGUAGUCUGUUAGGUUUAGCCUAAAUGAAUAUACUGAAACAUUAUUGAGCUCUCAAUUACAUAUUAAUGUCAUUUUCAUUAGGCCGUUACAAAUAUUUAUUUCACUUUUUGUCCCACCACUCUUUGACUGGUCGAGGGGGGGAUAAAAAUAAUAAAGCAUUUAAUUUGAAAAAUAUUAAAAACUCAUCAGAUUUGUUAAAGAAUUUCGAGCAAGACCCGAAAUUUUGAUAAAUAUUUUUUUGUCUGCCCCCUCAAAAUGCAAAAUCCAGCCAAAAAUUUUUGAAGGGGGGGGGAGACAAAAAGUCUAAUUAAAAUUUGUAUCAGCCUUAUUUGUCGGUUUUUUUUUUCGAACGAAUACCGAACAAAAUUGUUGUUUUACAUACAAUUUGGCUACCGUGAGGUGCCCAUAUUUCGUGCACUUAAGAAUUCUCAAUGUUUAAAUAAUAAACGUCUGAAAUUUUACCAUAAAGUAUAUCAGAUUAAUUUCUUCAAUAAUAUUUUGUGCUGGUACUGUAGCUCUCAAGAAAAAUAUAAAUUAGGCAACUUCACAUUAUACGAGAUAGGGUAAUUGUUCCCUUCGUUGUGGUAGUACCUAAAUGUUGCGGUAGUGGCAAUUGGGUUUUUAAAUUAAGAAAAAUGUAUUGAUUUUUUGAUUUUAUACGAAAGAGCACCUUUUUCUGAACCACCAUGAUUUUUUACAGAUUUUUAGAACUUCAUUUUGGUACAUAAAAUCGCUUUCGAAGAGAUUUUUCGAAAUCACCUUUUGACAGCUGGCCAACUGCUUGACAGCUCCGCCCAGUACAAAAUGCGUUGAGGGGUGAUUCGACAAAUCGCUCCCAUACAAACUUCAAACUGAUUUUUAAAUAGGUUUCCGGGCUCCAAAAUUCAUGAAAAUUUGGAUUUCGGCUCAGUUUUGCAUGCAGAUUCUGAAUAUGGAAUUAUCUCAACACCGCUAAAGAAGCCAAUUGAGCACUUUUUCGACUGAAAUGUUACCAAAAGGCAUUUUUAAUAGAUGUAUUAUGCUUAAAUUAUGAGAUUGCACCAUUUGUGUGCUUAAGAUUUGCCCAAAAACCUAUUUUAAAAAAAUAUUUUCCUUAAAUUUUUUGCUGCUGUGUUCUUUUGUUGGGGUAGUAUUCCUAAUGUUGCGGUAUCCCAUAUGAUUUCAAUGGGAUACCGCAACAAUACGAACCAAAAUUAAAUUUUACCUCCAUAAUAGGAACAGUGUGCCUAAUGUUGUGGUAAGCGAUUUAUGAUCGAAAACAGAGAGAAACGAUAGUUUUUAUAUUUUUCCAAGCAAAUUUGGAUAGAAAACUGCCAACUAACGUUUUGCAACCCUUCAUUAGAUGGUACGAUCAUUGUUUUUAAAAUGAAUUUACCGUAAUACCACAACGAUGGGCACACUUACCCUAGUUACA